CUCUGUUUAUUUCGUUAACCGAAUAAGCCCUAUGAUCCCCAUUGAGUUAAUUGUGCUUUCUGAAAACUUGGAUGGAACUUACUCUUUCCUAUUAGCAUCCGUACGCUUUCUCUUUGAACUCAGGUGGUGGUGUCACAUGAGGACAGUUUGACAGUUGGAACUUUAAACAGUGCGCUUCACAGUCAAUCAUCAACAUGGCAGGCAUCGGCAGGCUCUCCACCAAGGAUACGGUGCUUCUCCUGUGCGACAUGCAAGAGAAGUUCCGACCCAACAUCUUCCAAUUCACCAACAUUGUUAGCAAUGCUGCCAGAUUGCUCCAGGCCAGCCGGAUUCUGGGGAUCCCUGCUAUCCUGACUGAGCAGUAUCCGAAAGGUUUGGGCCCCACAGUGCCGGAGCUGGGAGCGGAGGGCCUGACAGCUCACGCAAAAACGUCCUUCACCAUGAUGAUAGAGGAGGUGCAGAAGGAGAUGCAGGCUCUGGGGAACCCCAAGCAGGCCAUCCUGUGUGGCAUCGAGGCGCACGCUUGUAUUGCGGUAAACACAUUUGCGACCGCUUCAGGAAAUCUGUCAAAAGCUCCGUCUGAUUCACCUUUGCUCUUUUCGCAGUGUACGGCAUUCGAUCUACUGGAAAAGGGAACUGAAGUCCACAUCGUGUCGGACGCCGUCUCGUCGCGGAGCCAGACAGACCGCUUGUUCGCUCUGUCCCGCCUGAAGCAGAGCGGCGCCUUCCUCACCACUACCGAGGCCGUCCUACUGCAGCUGGUCCAAGGCGCCAAGCACCCCAACUUCAAGGAGAUCCAGCAGCUUAUGAUGCAGCCAUCCCCAGACACUGGCCUCCUCGCCUAUUUCAGUGCGCUCUAAGAAGAAACAAAAGAACAUUUCCCAACAACACAUAUUUCCAAAGCAAUCUACAUGCGGAGUCCUUCAAUAAAAGGAUGUUGCAUUAUUAAUCGG
This is a messenger RNA of Syngnathus acus (greater pipefish), 953 nucleotides long. RefSeq names its product isochorismatase domain containing 2 (gene isoc2). The transcript is spliced from 5 exons. The record is from RefSeq and is a predicted model, not a curated record. Gene Ontology annotation, cellular component: cytoplasm. NCBI's taxonomy places the organism in Eukaryota, Metazoa, Chordata, Actinopteri, Syngnathiformes, Syngnathidae. Bases 195 to 860 code for a protein of 221 amino acids.